Molecule: messenger RNA, 1484 nt
Organism: Meloidogyne enterolobii
Lineage: Eukaryota; Metazoa; Nematoda; Chromadorea; Rhabditida; Meloidogynidae
Source: the annotation of a GenBank genome assembly
AAAAAAAACUAAAAAUAUUAGGACAAUCAGAACUUACUUCAAUACAGCUUAAAUUAAUAAACAUGACGGGCGAUGUACCUAAUUUAACAAUAAAUAAUCAAACAAUGGAGGAAUGUAUAACUUUGAGUUGUUGUUGUCCUUUUCUGGGAGGAAUAUCAAAUGGGGAAGUCAACGAUUGCACCCUUCCAAAUGGCCAGAAAUUUCAAAAAGCAUAUCGUAAAGAAUUAAGAAUAAUGUCCGAUGAUGAACGAAAUAGACUCUUUAAAUGUAUUCGAAAAUUAAAAGAUUCUGGUGAAUAUGAUGCUUUAGCAAGAUUGCAUAAAGACGCGUUUGAUUCGGGCGGGGCGCAUGGGGGGCCUGCUUUUUGUCUUUUUCAUAGAGAAUUAACUAAAAGAUAUGAAUUAAUGAUUAGAAAAUGUGAUCCAGACUUGUAUCUCCCUUAUUGGGAUUCAACACUAGAUGGUAGAUUACCGCAACCGAAAGAUUCGUGUCUUUUUACGGAAAAGUUUCUUGGGGGAACGGACCCUUCUACCGAUUAUGUAAUAAAUGGCUUUUUUACUCCCUGGCCAACAACGGAGGGAAACCCUUAUAUUUCACGUUCUGUCGGUCAAAUGGGCGGAUGUUUUACUGACCAAGAUAUUGAGGAGGUUUACGAGCAAACAGAUAUUAGAGAUGUUCUCUCAUAUUCAAUGCCUUAUGCUUCUUGUAAUAUUUCCGUAAAUUGGGAAUGGCUGGAGUACCGUCAUGGCAAUGUUCAUGGAUUUAUAGGAGGUGAUAUGGGAGAUGCACGGAUAUCUGCUAAUGAUAUUUGCUUUUACUUUCUUCACUGCUUUGUUGAUUUUGGAUGGCGUUUGAGAAGACAAAAUCGACAGCAAAGAGAAACUAAAUAUCCUCCUGAUAUUGCUGCAUGUGAAUCUUCUGCACAUUUUAAACAUGCAACAAUGGCUGAAUUUUCCCCUCUACAAAACAUAGACGGACUAAGAAAUGAUUAUACAGACAAUAUGUAUGAAUAUGCCGACAGGCCAAAUUGCUCUCUUGAAAUUCCAGAUUGUGAUUCGAUAUAUUUAUUUUGUGACCUCUCCCAUGGAGACCCUCAUUGCGCAGCAAAGGCUUGUUUAGGAGGAGAUUGUUCUGGAUUUAUUAAAGGGGAAGAAGUUUGUUUUGAAAGUGUAUGCAUUAAUAACGUUUGCACAAAAGAGGUGAAUAUUACAACAACAACAACAGAAGAAUUAAAAGAAACAACACCAGAAGCGCAAACAAACACGAAUAUUAUAACAACAACACCAGAACAUCAACCAAACACAAAAACAGAAGAAAUUGAAGAGACUAAAACAACAAUAGAAACAUCCAAAACAACAUCCACUCUAUUAAAUAACACAGAAACAACACUCGAUGUUUGCCAAACAUGUCAAUGUUUAUGUACAUACAAACAAACAUUAUUAGUUCCAAAAAUAAGAGCAGAAGAAAUUUUAGAGAUAAAAUAG